Molecule: messenger RNA, 1401 nt
Organism: Lodderomyces elongisporus
Lineage: Eukaryota; Fungi; Ascomycota; Pichiomycetes; Serinales; Debaryomycetaceae
Gene: CRH11
Product: transglycosylase
Exons: 1
Coding region: 1-1401 (466 amino acids)
Biological process (GO): fungal-type cell wall organization; carbohydrate metabolic process
Cellular component (GO): fungal-type cell wall
Molecular function (GO): hydrolase activity, hydrolyzing O-glycosyl compounds; glycosyltransferase activity
Source: RefSeq, a predicted model, not a curated record
AUGCUUUUGAAAAACUCUUUUGCAGUACUAGCACUGAUAUGCACAUAUAUCAACACAUCUUCAGCAUGCAAUCCUUUAACACAACUGGACUGCUCACCUAAUCCUGCUCUUGGCGGAUCGUUCCAAGAAGACUUCUCCAAUGGGCUUGGCUCCUACUUUAAGAGCUUAAACAAACAAGGUACCAUCGAUACUGGUGACGAUGGCUUGUCAUUGACUUUAAAAAAGAGAUUUGACAAUCCUUCCAUUGAGUCAGACUUCUAUUUGAUGUUUGGCUAUGUCGAAGUUGUGCUCCAAGCAGCUGAAGGUAAAGGUAUUGUCUCGUCUUUUUACUUGCAAUCAGAUGACUUGGACGAAAUUGAUAUCGAACUAUUUGGAGGAGACAAUUACGAAUGGCAAUCCAAUUAUUUUGUUCAAGGACGCACCGAAACAUACGAUCGUGGUGGAUAUCACCAAAUCUCGAACCCAUUGACUUCUUACCACACAUAUGCCAUAGACUGGACCUCUGAGAGAUUAAACUGGAUUGUUGAUGGACAAGUCAUUAGAACAUUAUCAAAAGACGGUCCCCAAGGAUACCCACAAUCUCCAAUGAAGAUUUUUGCCGGUAUCUGGGCUGGUGGUGAUUCGCUGAACCCUCCAGGAACAAUUGACUGGGCUGGUGGUAACCCAGACUAUAGUCAAGCCCCAUUCACAAUGCAUAUCAAAUCUGUUGCCGUGGUGGAUUACUCCACCGGUGACAGCUAUUCUUACGGUGACCAAAGUGGCUCAUGGGAAAGUAUCAAGGCUGAAAAUGGUGAAGUCAAUGGAAGAUUGAAGGAAGGACAAAGCGAUGUUGAUAAGUUGACUAGCGGUGGUAGUAUCGAGGACAGCGCAGAUGUUAAAUCUAAUAGUGACCUGGAAAGUAGCACUGAAGCACCUGAAUCAUCAACUGAAUCAUCAACUGAAUCGUCAACUGAAUCAUCAACUACUUCAUCAACUACUUCAUCUUCAUCUUCAAGCUCUUUGUCAGAGAACACAAUCUCCUCGGUAGAAUCAACUACUUCUACAGAGAAUUCCGUUGUAUCUACAGAGCAACCAUCUAGUUCUUUACUUGGUGAAAGCACGCCACAGUCAACUGUUGAUUCAUCAACUUCAGUUGCACCAACUUUGGCCUCCUCACCAUCAUCACCAUUAUCAUCAUCACAAGCACAAGCACAAGCACAACAAACUACUCCUACUACAUCAUCAACUAAAUCGUCAGAAUCUCAACAACCUUCAAGCACGAGUUCAGAAGCACCAGCUAUUUCAUCUGCAACUUCAGAAGACUCGGGUGUUAGAUUGUUGUUCAAUGGUGAUGGAAUGUUGAGCGUAAGAACCUAUUUUGCAUAUGUUUUGGUUUCUUCAUUAUUUGCAUUUGCCCUUUAA